This is a messenger RNA of Anastrepha obliqua, 1831 nucleotides long. RefSeq names its product 6-phosphogluconate dehydrogenase, decarboxylating (gene Pgd). Lineage: Eukaryota; Metazoa; Arthropoda; Insecta; Diptera; Tephritidae. Gene Ontology annotation, cellular component: cytosol. Gene Ontology annotation, molecular function: phosphogluconate dehydrogenase (decarboxylating) activity; NADP binding. Gene Ontology annotation, biological process: pentose-phosphate shunt; pentose-phosphate shunt, oxidative branch. The record is from RefSeq and is a predicted model, not a curated record. The transcript has 5 exons. The coding region runs from base 239 to 1684 and encodes 481 amino acids.
UUCAACACAUUUCAACGUUCAGUAAUCGCGCGAUUGCCAACAAGUACGGUACAUAAACGAGAGAAAAAGCAGUGGAAACUUUAGUGCUAAGCCAGUGAAAGCGGUGAUUAAACUGUGUGGAAAAAGGUGUAGUGAUCGUCACAAGUGGAGAGCAGGGCAAAAGAAGCCGAACGUAUAGUACUUACAAAUACUGUAAAAGCAAUAAGCAAUAAGCAGAAACAAGAACAACGAAAAAAUCAUGUCAGCGAAAGCAGAUAUUGCAUUGAUUGGCUUGGCCGUAAUGGGUCAGAAUCUAAUUUUGAAUAUGAAUGAUAAUGGAUUUGUAGUAUGCGCCUACAAUCGCACCGUCGAGAAGGUCAACCAAUUUCUGCAGAACGAGGCCAAGGGUACAAAUGUGAUUGGUGCAACAUCAUUACAGGAUAUGGUGAGCAAAUUGAAGGUGCCACGCAAAGUCAUGCUUUUAGUCAAGGCCGGUAGCGCGGUGGACGAUUUCAUCAAGCAAUUGCUGCCACUCCUUUCGCCCGGCGAUGUGAUCAUCGAUGGUGGCAACUCCGAGUACCAGGACACCGCACGCCGUUGUGAUGAAUUGCGUGCCAAAAAAAUAUUGUACGUCGGUUCUGGCGUGAGCGGCGGCGAAGAAGGUGCACGUCAUGGACCAUCCCUCAUGCCCGGUGGCCAUCCGGAAGCUUGGCCACUCAUACAACCCAUUUUCCAGGCCAUCUGCGCGAAGGCAGACAACGAACCAUGUUGCGAGUGGGUAGGCGAAGGCGGUGCUGGACACUUUGUGAAAAUGGUGCACAAUGGCAUCGAAUAUGGUGAUAUGCAAUUGAUUUGCGAAGCUUAUCAAAUCAUGAAAGCGCUUGGUCUGACCCAAUCGCAAAUGGCUGCUGAAUUCGAAAAAUGGAAUAGUGAAGAGUUGGACUCGUUCCUUACGGAAAUCACACGUGAUAUUCUCAAUUUCAAAGAUGACAAAGGCUACUUGCUGGAGCGGAUACGUGACACGGCUGGGCAGAAGGGUACCGGAAAAUGGACAGCAAUUGCGGCGCUGCAAUAUGGUGUACCUGUAACGCUAAUUGGUGAGGCGGUGUUCUCGCGUUGUCUCUCUGCCUUAAAGGAUGAACGUGUAGCGGCCAGCAAGCAAUUGUCGGGCCCAGGCGUGCAGGCUAAGGUUGAGAAUCUACCCGUGUUUUUGAAUCACAUUAAGCAUGCGUUGUACUGCGCGAAAAUCGUGUCGUAUGCACAAGGUUUCAUGCUGAUGCGUGAAGCUGCCAAGGACAACAAUUGGAACUUGAAUUAUGGCGGCAUUGCUUUGAUGUGGCGCGGCGGUUGCAUCAUUCGCAGUGUCUUUUUGGGCAACAUCAAGGACGCCUACACUCGCAAUCCACAGCUUUCGAAUUUAUUAUUGGACGACUUUUUCAAGAAGGCAAUUGAAGUGGGCCAGAACUCUUGGCGUCAAGUUGUGGCCAAUGCCUUUCUAUGGGGUAUCCCUGUGCCAGCUCUCUCGACCGCACUCUCCUUCUACGAUGGCUAUCGCACUGAGAAGCUGCCCGCGAACUUAUUGCAAGCUCAACGUGAUUACUUCGGUGCACACACCUACGAGUUGUUAGGUGCAGAGGGCAAAUUCGUGCACACCAACUGGACCGGAACAGGUGGCAAUGUAUCGGCAAGCACAUACCUGGCGUAAUUGGAAUACACAUUUCACGACACGUCGCGGCUAAUGUUCCAAAUGUCAUUCCACUUUUUCCUUAGAAGCUAAUUAGAAAUUAAUUUUAUAAUAAAUAUGUCAAUAUUUAAAAACGGUGUAAAUAAAAAAAAAAAAAAAAAAAAAAAC